Messenger RNA from Closterium sp. NIES-65, 2379 nucleotides. NCBI's taxonomy places the organism in Eukaryota, Viridiplantae, Streptophyta, Zygnematophyceae, Desmidiales, Closteriaceae. The record is from the annotation of a GenBank genome assembly.
AUGGCUCUCAGCAGCAGAAAGACAAGCGACGAGCAAACUUCACGCCUGCGUGCCUGCACGUCAGACCUGAAGGCCGCGGAUCAGAUCACUGCGGAGAAGAAUACUUGCGACGCACUCGGCCUCCUUCACCCGGAGGGCCCUCGUUUCAAGGCCUGGAGCGUGCUCAUUCACACACUCGUGAUGUGGUCAUCGUUCUGGGUGACCCUCGAGUUCGCCUUCGUCCCGAAUCCGUCCCCGGCAAUUCUGUACUUCGACAGCGCCGUGUCUCUCGUAUUUCUCGCCAACAUCGCCAUCACCUUCAAGCUGGCCUUUCGAUGCAGCCGGUCUCUUCGGCUCGUCACGUCGAGGAGCGCAAUCGCUAUGCGAUACGCAAAAGGGGGUCUGCUAUUCGACUUUGUGUCAUCCAUUCCGCUCAACAUGAUUUAUUACUGGGCCAAUGGGUCCCCGGCUUCCGGAGCCCUUGGCUACGUCUUUCGUGGGCUUCCUUGCCUGCGCCUGUACCGUAUCGUGCACUUCUACCAUGCUCUUUCUGCGCUCGGAACGGCGAACCAGGCGCUGUAUUUUAGCAUUCGCGUUUUCAAGCUCGUGCUGAACAUCGUUCUGGCGUCGCACCUCUUCGCCGUGGCCUACUUCUUCCUCACCCUCAUGGAGCCCGACCCCGAAAACACCUGGAUCGGCCAAGGCAUCGGCCCGGACUGGCCCGACCAGUCGGUGUUUCUGCAAUACGUGGCGGCGCUGUGGUGGUCCAUCUUCGUCAUCACCAGCAUCGGCCCCGCCUACACUUCCGUCACCACAGCCGAGCAGAUCUUCAGCUGCUUCUACGCUCUCUUCGGCAUGGCAACUCUGGCCUACACCCUUGGCACACUGACGCUCCUCAUGGUCAAGCAAUCCAGCAAGACCAUGCAAUACCACGAGGACAUGGCGGCGCUCAAGGCGUACGUGGCGCGCACCAACCUGCCGGCGGAGGUGGAGCGGCAGCUGAAGCAGCAGCUGCGCGUGCAGCUGCAGAUGCACAAGUCCGACGCCUCCUCCUUCCUCUCCAGCAUUCCCCACCACCUGCGAGUCACCGUCUCCCGCCAGCUCUACCUCCCCAUCGUCGAAAACCUCGACGGCUUCCGCCUCUGCUCCAAGGCCUUCCUCAAGCAACUGGUGUCAGAGAUGGACGUCGAAACGGUCAUGCGCAACGACAUCGUGACAUCAGAGGGGGACGUGGCUGCGCAUCUCUACAUUGUGCUCUCAGGCAAACUCGUUCGCGAGGAUGGACCUGCAGCAGCCCUCCAGAGUGGAUUCUCCUCCUUCCUGACGGCGGGGUCGGUGUUUGGCAAGACAGCAGUGAUGUGUGACGUGCCGCAGCUCUUCACAGUGCGAGCGCUGGAGCACAGCCAGCUGCUGCGCCUCUCCAAGACAGCCUUCACCACCAUCGCCAGAGCCUACCCGGCAGACUCCACCAUCCUCUUCACUGCCCUCAAGCAGAACAUCGACGGGCCAGAGUCGCUCAUCCGCACGCCCUCUGAGCUUGCGGUCUCCCGGGGCCUGGCCCGCUCACAGCCCUCGUGGAAGGCCAUCGGCUCUACCCCAGAGGAGCCCGUGCAGGGCAAGGGGCUGCUGGAGUCUGUUGCUGUGGACAGUGGGGACGGUGACCAGGUUGCCAGGGUGUGCGGCGCUGCUGCCUCUGGCCGAGCAGACCAGCUGGUUGACCUGUUCACAACCACGCCCUCCCUCGCCCACUGCCACGACUACAACGGUCGCACCCCCCUGCAUGUGGCGGCCGCCCACGGCCAUGUCAGCUGCAUCAACGCCAUUCUGAAGUGCAAUGGUGUCGACGUAAAUGCUCUUGAUCGCGGCGGUUCCACCCCUCUCCUGGAGGCAGUGAAGAACGGCCACACCAAGGCAGCAGAGGCACUGCAGGCAGCAGGCGCAGCACUCCUCCUUAAGGACCCUGGGGCUACCCUCUGCCGCCUCGCCGCAUCCGCAGCUUCAGAAGCCACCACCACCAACACCACCACCACCAGUGCUAAUGCUGGUGGUGGCUCCCCACCGAAAGCCACGGGCAAGAGGGGCGGCAGCAGUGUGGAGUAUCUGAAGCGGCUGCUGGCGGCAGGAGCAGACGUGAAUGCGCAGGACCAUGCUGGCUGCACUGCCCUGCAUGUUGCCUGCGCCAACCGCAGCAUUGCUGUUGCCAAGCUCCUCAAGGCUCAUGGUGCUGACCCCCAUCUCGAGGAUAUGAGUGGCAACACUGCCUAUGACUUGGCCAAGGCAGGCAGGUCUGGGGACCUGCUGAAUGAGCUGGACAGCCAGCCACCCACCCCAACGCAGGGUGCCUUAGCUGGCAGCUGUGUGAGCGUGUGCAGGCCCAGCCUUUUCGAAGGCCUGCGCUAG